AUGGAUACUCUUACUUCGUUUGUCAUCUAUAUGCCUCCCUAUGGAAUUAAACUAUUAGAGCAGAUAAGUCGAAAGCAUCCCUCCUUUACUUCUUCUUCUUCGUUGGACAAAGAGUUUUUAGUGUUCCUUCCUUAUUUCACUGCAUUGCUGUUUCUGGGUGUCAUCAAAGGUAUCGUUCUGUGCCCACUCGUAUGCCUCGUUGUGACCAUAGGCAACUCGGCGAUCAUACUAAGUCUUCUCCCCAUCCACAUUGUUUGGACGUUCUAUUCAAUAGUGAGUACCAAACAACUAGGACCAAUCUUGAAGCUCUUUAUAUGCUUAUGUCUUCCUACCGCCAUCAUCCUCUGGCCAAUUCUUGGUAUCUUAGCAAGUGUUCUUGGAGGAGCUUUAUAUGGUUUUCUCUCCCCAAUCUUCGCCACAUUUGAUGCUGUUGGUGAGGGCAAGCCUUCCCCACUUCUCCAUUGCUUUUAUGAUGGAACUUGGAGCACCUUCAAACGCAGCUUCACUGUAGUCCGUGACUUUAGAGAUGUCUGCUUCCACUCCUACUUCUCACUCAUGGAUGAGGUUAGAAAAUGUUGCCCCGAUCAGAAAUAUCAUGAAAUAAGGCUCCUUCAACUUCCAAGUGCUUUGCUAGCUUCAGCUCUCGGGAUUUUUGUAGCUUUCCCAAUGAUCUCACUCAUAGCCAUAUGCAAAAGCCCUUACAUGCUCUUCAAAGGGUGGCACCGUCUGUUCCACGACCUCAUUGGACGAGAAGGUCCAUUCUUGGAGACAAUGUGUGUCCCUAUCGCAGGCCUAGCGAUCAUACUUUGGCCUUUAGCUGUAGCAGGAGCAGUUCUUGGUUCAGUGGUCUCUAGUAUCUUCCUCGGUGCUUAUGCAGGAGUAGUCUCAUAUCAAGAAUCAUCUUUUUACUAUGGACUAUGCUUUGGAGUUGCCUCUUUGUCUAUUUACGACGAGUAUAGCACUGAUAUACUUGACAUGAAUGAAGGUUCUUGCUUCCCAAGGCCUAAAUAUCGAAAAAACGAAGCUGAAUCAAGAGGUUUUUCUGGUCCUAUACCAAGACUAGGCUCUUCCAAAAACAUGGCUUCAACAAGAUCAGCAGGAUCAGUGAGAGUCCCUAUGAUUGAUGUUAAGCCUCUUGACCUCUUUAUUAACUUGUUUAAAGCUCAAUCAACUCAUUGUCUCUGCUUCCAGGACUCCAAAAUCAAUACCAAAAAUAGCGUUGAAGCACUUAGGAAGGUGUUGACUGAUUCUUGA
Eruca vesicaria subsp. sativa (arugula) is the source of this 1254-nucleotide messenger RNA. NCBI's taxonomy places the organism in Eukaryota, Viridiplantae, Streptophyta, Magnoliopsida, Brassicales, Brassicaceae. The record is from the annotation of a GenBank genome assembly.